UCCGAUGCCGAGCCAACUCGUAUCAUUGGUAACAUCUACAUUUCCUCUAUCGCUCCUCUCGAACAGGCCCUGGACUUGUUCGGCUUGUACAAGAUCACCCAUAUCCUUUCCCUUGUUCCAGAUCAAUUACCACCAUACAAGAACAAGGCGUGGUGGUCUCAAUACCAACAUAAGCAAAUCGAUAUUCUCGAUGAUCUCUCCUCCAACUUGUUGAAACACGCCACUGAGAUGAAUCAGUUCAUCGAUGAUGCCUUGUUCCCACCAGUUUUGGAUGAGGCUGGUGUCGUGAUCCCAUCAACCACACCCUCUGCCAAGGAAAAACACCGAGGUGCUAUCUUAAUCCACUGUGUCGCCGGUCAAUCCCGUUCUGUCUCUGCCUGUGCCAUGUACUUGAUGUACAGGUACGACCUUCCAUAUAAGACCGCCCUUGCAUUGAUCACCAAGAGACAUGGCAAGAGUAUUACCAUGCCAAACGACUCCUUCAAGGAACAGUUGGCCUCAUAUGAUACCUUCUUCCAUAGGCCUAAGGCUAUCGACACCAAGAGCGGUGAAUAUAAGCAGUGGAACAUGACCAGAAAGUUGAAGAUUAUGGGUCUUGGUGAAAACGAUCUCGACGGCGCCUGGAGACCAAGAAACGCUCUUCAGACUAUUCACCACGAUGAAGAUAGCGACGAAGAAGAGGAGGCCGAGAGGGUUGUCGAUGAAACCACCACCUACCUUCGUUGCACCAAGUGUCGUUACGUUGUCGCACAGUCCACGAACUUCAUUCCCCACGACAAACCAACCGUGGACUCCCGUCACGCCACCUUCAGAGCUAGAGGCGGACCAAGCCACCGUCGUUUCGAGAUGGCCGCAACUUCCUGCUCUCACUUCUUUGUGGAUCCAUUCCAGUGGAUGAAGCCGGAAUUGGACAAGGGUGACCUUCUGGGUAAGUUUUUCUGUCCUAACCCAAAGAUCAAAUGCGGUAACAAGGUUGGUGGUUACAAGUGGGACGGUAUGAGAUGUUCCUGUGGCGCGUGGGUGAUUCCGGGUGUCCAUUUGUUGAGCGCCAAGACCGAU
Molecule: messenger RNA, 1059 nt
Organism: Babjeviella inositovora NRRL Y-12698
Lineage: Eukaryota; Fungi; Ascomycota; Pichiomycetes; Serinales
Gene: YVH1
Product: tyrosine protein phosphatase
Exons: 1
Biological process (GO): protein dephosphorylation
Cellular component (GO): nucleus
Molecular function (GO): protein tyrosine/serine/threonine phosphatase activity
Source: RefSeq, a predicted model, not a curated record